Messenger RNA from Lachancea thermotolerans CBS 6340, 1311 nucleotides. Its product is annotated as Eisosome component PIL1/LSP1 family protein. The transcript has a single exon. Gene Ontology annotation, biological process: endocytosis; negative regulation of protein kinase activity; eisosome assembly. The record is from RefSeq and is a predicted model, not a curated record. Lineage: Eukaryota; Fungi; Ascomycota; Saccharomycetes; Saccharomycetales; Saccharomycetaceae. Gene Ontology annotation, molecular function: lipid binding. Gene Ontology annotation, cellular component: eisosome filament; plasma membrane. The coding region runs from base 1 to 1311 and encodes 436 amino acids.
AUGCCGUCAUCAGCGCUCACGGCCUGCGGGACGCGUUUCCGCGCAGACGGCGCGCAGCGGGCAGCCGCGGCGCAGACGGGCGCGCACGCGGACGCGUCUCGCACCGACGCGUCUGGGCUCGCGCCCCGCGUAGCAAAAUUUUCGCAAUCGCAGCCCCUUAACCAUUUUCGUAAUCGGGGGCGUGGACUCGGAGUAUAUAAGGGGAAACCUUGGAACGGUCCCCCUGUUAGCCCUUUAAAGAAGAGAGCUCUCUUCCAAUCCACACUCUCCGUCGCAGCCACAAGCCAGCAACAGGCCCUACAGCUCCAACCGCCCAAUCCCAUGCACAGAACAUACUCGCUCAGAAACUCGCGCGCGCCCACGGCCGCGCAGCUGCAGAACCCACCUCCACCUCCUUCGUCGACCAAGAACCGGUUCUUCGGCAAGGGCGGGCUCGCCAACUCAUUCCGCAAAAACACGGCCGGCGCGUUCGGCCCAGAGCUGGCGCGCAAGCUCUCGCAGCUGGUCAAGAUCGAGAAGAACGUGCUGCGGUCCAUCGAGGUGGCGGCCAACGAGCGCCGUGACGCGGCCAAGCAGCUCUCCAUCUGGGGUCUCGAGAACGACGACGACGUGUCGGAUAUCACCGACAAGCUCGGUGUGCUCAUCUACGAGAUGAGCGAGCUGGACGACCAGUUCAUCGACCGCUACGACCAGUACCGUCUGACCAUCAAGUCCAUCCGCGACAUCGAGGGCUCCGUGGAGCCUUCGCGUGACCGCAAGGCCAAGAUCACCGACAAGAUCGCCUACCUGAAGUACAAGGACCCCCAGUCCACCAAGAUCGAGGUCCUCGAGCAGGAGCUCGUGCGUGCCGAGGCCGAGUCCUUGGUCGCCGAGGCCCAGCUCUCCAACAUCACCCGCUCCAAGCUGCGCGCCGCCUUCAACUACCAGUUCGACUCCGUCAUCGAGCACUCCGAGAAGCUCGCGCUCAUUGCCGGCUACGGUAAGGCUCUGUUGGAGCUGCUGGACGACUCCCCAGUCACCCCCGGCGAGACCCGCCCAGCCUACGACGGCUACGACGCCUCCAAGCAAAUCAUCAUCGACGCUGAGACCGCUUUGAACGACUGGACCUUGGACUCCGCCCAGGUCAAGCCUUCCCUGUCUUUGAGACAUGCUGACUACGACUACGAGGGCGAGGAGGACGAGGACGAAGAGGAGGUUGCCGACCACGAGCACCACUGGGUCGACGAGGACGAGCCUCAGCACGAGCACACCACCACCGAGGCCACCGAAACCACCACUACCAACACCACUGCUGCUCCAACCACCGCCUAA